GAGUGGUCCCCGACGGGCCGGGGUGCCGCAUCCGCGGGAAGAGGCGCGGGGUACAGCCUUUAAAACAUAUAAAAAUAGCUUCCAAAAAAGCUCUAGUCGUGGCUAAAGGAGCAGAGGAAAUGGAGACCCUCAUCCUUGUAGAUGUCAUGAGGCGAGCUGGGGUAAAGGUCACCGUUGCAGGUCUGGCUGGAAAAGACCCAGUACAGUGUAGCCGUGAUGUCAUGAUUUGUCCUGAUGCCAGUCUCGAAGAUGCAAAAAAAGAGGGACCAUAUGAAAUGCUGGUUCUACCAGGAGGCAAUGGGGGUGCACAGAAUUUAUCUGAGUCUGCUGCUGUGAAGGAGAUACUGAAGGAACAGGAAAACCGGAAGGGCCUGAUGGCCGCCAUCUGUGCAGGUCCUACUGCUCUGCUGGCUCAUGAAAUAGGUUUCGGAAGUAAAGUUACAACACAUCCGCUUGCUAAAGACAAAAUGAUGAACGGAGGUCAUUACACCCACUCUGAGAAUCGGGUGGAAAAGGACGGCCUGAUUCUUACAAGCCGUGGGCCUGGCACCAGCUUUGAGUUCGUGCUUGCAAUUGUUGAAGCCCUGAACGGCAAGGAGGUGGUGGCUCUGGUGAAGGCUCCACUUGUUCUUAAAGACUAGAGCAGCAAAAUGUGACAGUCACCUAGAGAAACAGGCCUUAGGAAUCUAUUCUCACUGUGUUCGCUGUGAACAAAACAAUGGUAGGUUAAUGUGUUCCUAAGCUGCCCUCACUACUGCUUUUGUGAAGCAUAGUUUUGAAGUCAUAACUACACAGAGAUCUUCCAACCUACAAAUUGUGUCUAUACAUUUCUAAGCCUUGUUUGCAGAAUAAACAGGACAUUUAGCAAAAA
This is a messenger RNA of Callithrix jacchus (white-tufted-ear marmoset), 871 nucleotides long. Lineage: Eukaryota; Metazoa; Chordata; Mammalia; Primates; Cebidae. The record is from RefSeq and is a predicted model, not a curated record.